Molecule: messenger RNA, 9792 nt
Organism: Pogoniulus pusillus (Red-fronted tinkerbird)
Lineage: Eukaryota; Metazoa; Chordata; Aves; Piciformes; Lybiidae
Gene: KIF26B
Product: kinesin family member 26B
Exons: 15
Coding region: 3377-9736 (2119 amino acids)
Biological process (GO): microtubule-based movement
Molecular function (GO): microtubule motor activity; microtubule binding; ATP binding
Source: RefSeq, a predicted model, not a curated record
ACAGCAGUAGAGACAUUGCCCAGGUUUGGCCAAUAAAGUAAUGCAAGACUGCAGGCUGCAAGAGAAGUUCCUGCAGUUUCACCUUCUUAAGAGCUCUCCAAGCCCGAGGUGAGAAAAAAUUUGCUCCUGAGUCUCUUCAGGUUCAAAUGAGUUUCACCAAGUUCUGAGGCUCUAAUCUGCUUGGAGAUGUUUUUCUUCCUUGCCAGUCAUGACAUGACUUCUCCAACUCAAACCAAACUUAAACAUCAGCUAAAGACUGAGAAAAGCCAGGGACAUCUUGACGUGUGGGUGGGAUCUUUUUCCCCCCCUCCCUUUUCUGCAAGGUUAUUUCAUCUGCUCCAGUGACUUGCCAGAGAUCAAUCUCUCUCAGCCACGCUGCCGGCAGGCACUCAGCCCUGGUUUGAAUUCAGCUUGCUUGGGUUACUGCUCUCACCCCACUGGGCAGCAGGCAGGAAUGAAAGCAGUGCCAGGUGAGCAGACGCUGGCUGAGAGCCCGGUGAUGGGGGGGAGCACAGAACAGAUGGCACACCUGGAAGGAGUGAGGCAGAGGAACCGAGUUGUCACGCCCUGCCAGAAAGGCAACAUCUAUCCUAAAAGCCCUAGAAAGAGUUCAGCCCCGGGAAAAGGCACACUGACGGCCCUCUGCAGUCGUGUUCGGAUGAACCUGAUCCCCCGUCCCCGGGGACAGUGGGCAAGGAGGAGCAGCGCUGCUUGCCGCAGACACACCACUACGGAUCCUGUGCCCCUGCAGAGCGGACUGCUUGCCCCCUUCGCCCGGGCACGGCAGGGGGAGAGCGGCGCCAACUUUCGCGCCUCGCUCCCCACUCUGCACAGCAGUCCCCGCGGCGGCCAGCAGAGGGCGCCCGCAGCACGCCAACGCCGCAGGGCCGCGCGUGCAGCCCCGCCCGGCCAGGCCGCACCCAGCGCCGCCUCCUUGUCUGCCCCCGCCUGAGUGCGGCGGCAUUAAGCUCUGUUACGCCCCAGCGGGACGGCGUGUUUGUGCUCCGGCCGUCGGUUCUGCUGCUGCGCUGACGUCGGGAACCGGCUGUGGAGCGGCGGCGGCUUGGGGGAUUCGGCGGGUGGUACCUGCCGCUGUAGCUGGGGAGGAGCGCAAUCGGUCCUAUCCCUCCUCGCCUUCGUCGGGCCAGCGCCUUCCCUCCGCGCUCCCUCUGCCACCCUGCCGGCGACCGCACAGCCCUUACGCGCCUUUUUGUUCCCUGCCUUCCAGCGGCCUGCUGUAAGGUGCUGCCUUGCUGGGCUCUGCGCACUACCCUGAGCCCGAGGACUUGCGGAGAAGGUGCUUAGUCUCCCUGUCCCCACCUAUUGUGCGGUUGGGAAGUUGUCAGCACGCUCAUCAAGCCGCUACCCUCUGCCCACAGGAGAGCCACCAUCUCCUGAGGGAGGCGUGCUGCUGCGCUCGGGAUGAUGAUCACUGGCGGAGCAGAUGUGGUUAGGCAGGCAUAGCGAGCAGCUUGCUAAUUAAAGGUCUGCUGAAAAACAAAGCAAAUAUGCCAGUUUGCCACCAGAACCGCUGAGCCCGGAAAAUGAGCAGUUACACAUGAUGGUGCAAGUGGCACGGGGCUGCCGACCGUCCGCGUCCCGGGGCCCGCAGUGUGUACCUGCUCUGCGCUGCUGUGGGCUGGUGCAGCGUUCUCCUGCCUUAUCUUGUCAUCCCUAUCACGUUCCUACAGAACAAACCAUGGGAUGUCUGCAUGCGGAUUUAUGUGAAACGGGCUAAAAGACGUAACUCCUUUGUUUGCUGGUUUGGUCAGCUUUUUGGAGGCACCCCUGUGAAUUCAUAAGGCACUACUGGUGCAGCCUGGCUACCUUGGGGGGCCGUUGCUCGUGGCAGCUUUAGAUUAAAGCUUUCUUAACCACACCAGGAAUGGCUGUUCCACUCAAAGGAUGAUAACCUAGUGAAAUUAAAACACAGCAAAGCAUCUUACACAUCUUUAUUGCCAGCAGAAUAUUUGUGAAAGCAGAAAGGCACUGGGAGAUUCCUUGCUCAGGGAUGCCAUGGGCUGAUGCUUGCUUACAACUGUUUCAGCCCAGGUACAUUAGGGAUGCUGGAAGGAUGUAUUUUUAUGGAAGUAACAAUAGGAGGUUGUAAAGGUGGAUGCAAACCCCCUGCGCGUUCUGCCCUUUCAAUUGUAUCAACCCAUCCAUGUUAUGACCCUAUCAGGGGAUCUGACACUUAGCUUUUUAUGGCAUUAAUUUCUGAGAAAACUGGCAACUUCUGAGGAAGAUUUAUUACAGAUGACUAUGCUAUCUGCAGGAUUUGAAGUAAGAAAGAAAAAAAAAAAAAAACACGUUAAAAAUGUAACCAGAUACACCUGACCUUCAAAAAGAAAGAAUAAUUAGAAGGGAAGGAUUAAUAGGGACACAAGUAGUAGCAUUUCAUUGUUAGAUCAAUUUAUUCUGCCCUUGACUACAAGUUAAAUGAAUACACGUUAAAUUUCAACAUAGAAGAGUGAUGCCAGUGCCUGUCAUAACACACAGCUUCCUUUUCUUUCCUAGUAUUUAGAGAGGACUGCGAACACGUGUGAAAUCAUGUUCAUUAAAGCUGUGAACAGAGGCAACUAACCAGUGACCACGGUGGAAGCAACAAGGUUCCCCUCUGCCCGUCCGCCCGCCCUUUCAAGAAGCGGGGGGAAAUCACAGACGUCAAUCAAGACAUGCUGCAAAAUAAAAUGGACCCUCCUGGCCGCCGAGGCGGCGUGAAGACCCGUGGGGAAGCGCUGGAAGCUUGCUCGCAGCCACUGGCCCUGCAGCUCCGCCACUGACCGAGGAGCACACAGGGCUCCGCAGCCUAGGUCUUGUCUUCCCUUCCUUUGCAGAACUGUCGGGCCCAAGUGGGCAGGAGGAUAUUGGCUGCGAGGGACGCGGAGGCUCCUCCCAGAGCCUGGAUUCCAAUAUUUUUGGAGGAUUUCUUUUAACUCAGUUACAAACCUUGGAGAAGGAAACAAGUUGCCGCUGUAGCGGAGGCGGAAAGCACCUCUGCUAAGGGCGAGUGCGGCGCCCGCUCUCUCUUUCACCUCCCUGAAGCUACCUUGGAUGCUUUGCUCCCGUGGCGGAGGAGAACGAGCUGUGCUGCCUACCGGGGGAAUGCUCCCGCGCUGGAUGUUGCCGGUUUUGUGAAAACAAGGGUUGCAAGGGGAUGAGAGGGAAGAUAAUGAGGAAAAACCGACCGGGAGGAAGCCCCAGCCCCAAACGUGUUCCUGAGAACUGACGGCGUUUUAAGGCUGAGCGAUCCCGUCGGCGGCAGCGGAGGGAGCAACCUGCCCGUUCCACUGCGGACUUCCCGGGACUGGCUAUUCCCUUCGGAUGUGGACUGGGAAACCUGUAGGAAAUUCUCCCGCCGCGCUGCGAAGCCACCAUGAAUUCAGUGGCUGGAAAUAAGGAGAGGGUCACGGUGACGGCGCGGAGCAGAAAAUACGGGGUGACCGACCCCUGCUCCCCUACCAAGCCCGCCGCUCCCUUCUCCCCCGAGAGCUGGUACCGGAAGGCGUACGAGGAGUCCCGAGCGGGGGGUCGCCCGGCCCCAGAAGGAGCCGGCUCUGCCCUGGGCUCCUCUGGCACCCCGUCCCCGGGCUCCGGCACCUCUUCGCCGGGUUCCUUCACCGGCUCGCCGGGACCUGCGUCGCCCGGUAUUGGCACCAGUUCCCCUGGCUCCCUGGGCGGCUCGCCGGGCUUCGGCACCGGUUCGCCGGGCUCCGGCAGCGGCGGCGGCUCCUCGCCGGGCUCUGACCGCGGCGCUUGGUGCGAGCACUGCAACGCCCGCCUGGCGGAGCUGAAGAGGCAGGCGCUGAAGCUCCUCAUCCCCGGGCCCGUCGUCAGCAAGGACCCAGGUUUCUCUUUGAUUCAUGACAAGCUCCAAGUUCCUAAUACCAUUCGUAAAGCAUGGAAUGAGAAGGACAACAGAUGUGAUGUUUGUGCCACACACCUGAACCAGUUAAAGCAAGAGGCCAUUCAGAUGGUGCUGACCUUGGAGCAAGCUGCCAACUCGGAACAUUAUGAUGUCUCACCUGGCUCUCCUCCACCUCUCUCCAACAUCCCCACGUUAGUAAGUCCCCGGCACAUGGGCAGCCUUCAGCCCAGGGACUGGACAUACAUGCCUGCUCCUUAUGCUACAUCUAACUAUACAGGCUUUGUUGCAAACAAACACAGUGGAAAACCUAACAGUCUAGGAAUUGUCAAUGGGGUGGAGAAGAAAAAUGGCUCUCCUGGACACCAAGCCAAGGUCAGCUUUCAAAUGGCCACCAGCCCCAGCAACGGUAAUGUUCUCAACUCCAUGGCAAUCCAGGCUCAUCAGUACCUUGAUGGCACUUGGUCUUUGUCCAGAACAAAUGGAGUCACUUUGUAUCCCUACCAAAUAUCUCAGCUUAUGACAGAGACUGGUCGAGAGGGCCUGACUGAAGCAGCCCUGAACCGCUACAAUGCAGAUAAACCCUCCUUGUACAGCUUCCCUGCUUCCCAGAGCACAUAUGUUGCCAAUGAAGUAUCCACAGGCACCUCGGUGGCAGCAUCAUUUUUUGCCAGAGCUGCUCAGAAAUUGAAUCUGUCUUCCAAAAAGAAGAAGCACAGGCCUUCUGCAUCAUCUGUUCCUGAAUCUACUCCUUUCUCUACCAGCUUCAGCAAUAUUCUUCAGACUUCCCCACCCCCUGCACCACCAUGUUUGUUGAGAGCAGUCAGCAAAGUGAAAGACACUCCUGGUUUGGGCAAGGUCAAGGUCAUGGUGCGUAUUUCUUCCACGCUGUCCAGAGAGACGUCUGAGUCUAGCUCUUUCUUGAAAGUCGACCCUCGUAAAAAGCAGAUCACACUGUAUGACCCUUUGGCCUGUGGAGGUCAGAAUGCUUUCCCAAAAAGGAGCAACCAGGUUCCACCGAAGAUGUUUGCUUUUGAUGCAGUUUUCCCCCAAGAUGCAUCACAGGCUGAAGUAUGUGCUGGAACUGUGGCUGAAGUGAUCCAGUCUGUGGUUAAUGGGGCAGAUGGAUGUGUGUUCUGCUUUGGCCAUGCCAAACUUGGAAAGUCAUACACCAUGAUCGGGAAGGAUGACUCCAUGCAAAACCUCGGCAUAAUCCCUUGUGCCAUCUCCUGGCUCUUCAAGCUGAUUAACGAACGCAAAGAGAAGACAGGAGCCCGCUUCUCAGUCCGAAUUUCUGCUGUGGAAGUGUGGGGGAAAGAAGAAAAUUUGAGAGAUCUGUUGUCAGAAGUGGCUACAGGCAGCCUGCAAGAUGGCCAGUCCCCAGGUGUCUACCUUUGUGAAGAUCCCAUUUGUGGCAUGCAGCUUCAGAAUCAGAGCGAGCUCCGUGCCCCCACAGCAGAGAAGGCUGCCUUCUUCCUUGAUGCUGCCAUAGCUUCGCGUCACAGCAGCCAGCGGGACUGCGACGAGGAGGAUCACCGCAACUCCCACAUGCUCUUCACUCUGCACAUCUACCAGUACCGCAUGGAGAAGAGUGGCAAAGGCGGAAUGUCUGGAGGUCGCAGCCGCUUGCACCUUAUCGACUUGGGGAGCUGCGUGAAGGCACUCAGCAAAAACCGAGAGGGAAGCCCUGGCCUCUGUCUCUCGCUGUCAGCGCUGGGUAAUGUCAUCCUUGCCCUCGUCAAUGGAAGCAAACACAUUCCGUACAAAGACAGCAAGCUCACCAUGUUGCUUCGGGAGUCCUUGGGGAACAUGAACUGCCGCACCACGAUGAUAGCUCACAUUUCAGCCGCCGCGGGGAACUACACUGAGACACUGUCCACCAUCCAGAUUGCAUCAAGGGUGCUCAGGAUGAAGAAAAAGAAAACAAAGUAUACAUCAAGUUCUUCUGGAGGAGAGAGCUCUUGUGAGGAGGGCAGGAUGCGGAGGCCAACCCAGCUGAGGCCUUUCCAUUCUAGAAACACUGUUGACCCAGACUUCCCUAUUUUGCAUUUAUCAAGUGACCCUGAUUAUUCAUCCAGCAGUGAGCAGUCGUGUGACACGGUGAUUUAUGUCGGCCCUAAUGGCACUGCCCUUUCUGAUAAAGAGCUGACAGAUAAUGAGGGUCCGCCUGACUUCGUUCCCAUAGUUCCUGCUCUGCAAAAGACCAAAAAUGAGGGCAGAUUGGAGGAAGUUAAUGAAUCAGGAUCCAGCACAUCUGAACGAGACUGCCUCAAGUGCAACACCUUUGCAGAGCUCCAGGAGAGGCUGGACUGCAUAGAUGGCAGUGAAGAGACCGACAAAUUUCUUUUUGAAGAGAUGCCUGUUCAGUUUAGCUCAGACCAGAUGUCUAAGUGCUCUGUCUCAAGCCAGCUGGCAGAGCUUAGUCACUUACCAGAGUCAGAUAAGGAAGGUACAAUGCCAGAAUGUCAGUAUCCUGAUAGAGAAGCCAAAGAAAAUACAAAUGCAACACCCAGCAAAACUAAGAUAAAUCACUCCCCUGUUCCUUCUGGAGCUGUUAGUAAUGUUUCAACUCCGUCUUCACCCAGGAGUGUAACAGGCAGCUGUAGUAAAGAGCUUAGCUCGUGUCAGUUAGCACACAGCACCAGCCUGCAGAGCAGCAGAGAAGGUCUCAACACCUGUGGAUUUGUGGAAGGCAAACCUCGGCCAAUGGGUUCACCCAGGCUUGGCAUUGCAAGCCUCUCAAAGACAUCUGAGUACAAACCACCGACUUCUCCUUCCCAGAGAUGCAAGGUCUAUACACAGAAAGGAGUUCUGCCUAGCUCCACUCCUCCACCAGCUUCCCUUAGUAAGGAUAAUGGGAUGACAUCUAGUGAGUCUUUAUUGCAGCCGGAGAUCCGGACUCCACCUGUAGGCAUGAGCCCCCAGAUCAUGAAGAAGUCAGUGUCCUCCAGCAAUGAGGAUUCUGAAGAGACCAUUCUCGAUGAAGAUCAGCAACAAAGCAUUUCUCCAGAACCCAAGAAGGAGAUUCUGAGCACCACCAUGGUGACUGUCCAACAGCCAUUAGAGCUGAAUGGAGAGGAUGAGCUGGUAUUCACCCUUGUAGAAGAGUUAACCAUUAGUGGGGUUCUUGACAAUGGGCGUCCAACCAGUAUAAUCAGUUUUAAUAGUGACUGCUCUGUGCAGGCUUUGGCCUCUGGGUCAAGGCCAGUCAGUAUUAUCAGUAGCAUAUCUGAAGAUCUUGAAUGUUACUCCAGUGCAGCUCCUGUGUCUGAAGUCAGCAUCACACAGUUCCUUCCACUUCCAAAAUUGGGCCUGAACGACAGAUCCCAAGAUGACGGCAGCAGGCGCUCGUCAAUCAGCUCAUGGCUGAGCGAAAUGAGCACAGGGAGUGAUGGUGAACAGUCAUGCCACAGCUUCAUAGCCCAGGCAUGCUAUGGGCACGGGGAAGCAAUGGCAGAACCCCCUGUCUCUGAGUUUGCAAGCACCAUGCAAAGUGCCAGCAUGAUUUGCGUAAGUGACAAACAGAAGCCAGUGACUGACAACAUGCUUAUACUGUCAGAAAUGGGGGAGGAAGCUUUUAGCAAAGGGCCACCCAUCAAAGGCUGUAAAAUAUCAGCUCUAGGGAAAACUACUGUCACGAUCAAGAACACUGCAAGCCUCAGCAGCUAUGAAGGCUACAUCCCAAUGAAGACAAAUAUUAUGGUGUAUCCAUGUAUCGCUGUUAAUCCCUUCAAAGCACAAGAGACUGAUGAUGCUGUACUUGCAGUAACUGCCAACUCAAAGGUUGCUCAUCCCCACGACAGGAAAGAAUCCAGUGCUAAGAAGGAUAUACAAUUUGAAGACCCUUGGCUGAAGAGAGAAGAAGAUGUAAAAAAGGAUGGCUCUGGUAGCAGUGAUGGGCUGAGGUCUAACAUAGCUACAGUUUCAGCCAAGCCUGAGCACAGCACAAAGCAGCCCGCAGCAGACAGGCUUAGCAGCAGCAGCACUGGGGAUGCCCCUGUCUCCCCAGGCUCUGACAGUCUAAAAAGAGUUGUGGAUGGGUGUGAGGUUUCAGUGUCUGGCUCUGUAACCCAAAGCACUGCUCAUUCCAGUGAUAGCUUGAACAGUAACAGCCUCUCUCAAGGGCUUCCAAAGGCAAGCAAACUGGAGGAGCCUGACGGUCAUCUCCAUCCUGUUGCUGCAGACAGCACUGGAGUCAGCUCUCCUACCCUCCCCCAGUUUUCUAAGGCUAGCCUUGACAAGAAAGUGGCCUCUCCCAAACACUGUGUCCUGACUCGUCCCAAAGGGACUCCUCCUUUGCCACCAGUGAGAAAGUCAAGUUUGGAUCAGAAGAACAGAGCCAGCCCCCAGCACAGUGCAGCCAGCAGCACCACAAGCAGUCCUUCCAGUCAGCCUGGGUGCUUCCUUGCAAGCUUCCCCGAGGAUCUGAGUGCCAAACAGAAGGGGCCUAGCAUUGACACCAGUGGCAACAGCAGCAGCAGCAGCAAGCUCUUCAGUGCCAAAUUGGAGCAGCUCGCUAGCAGGACCAACUCCCUUGGGAGGUCCACAGGAAGCCACUAUGAGUGCUUGUCACUGGAAAGAGCUGAAAGCCUGUCCUCUGUGAGUUCCAGAAUGAGCCCUGGCAAAGACAGCACCAUGCCGAGGGCUGGAAGGAGCCUUAGCCGCAGUGUCAUGUCCUCUCCCACCAACUCGGGCCUCUCCCAGUCAGCAGGUACCUCUCCAAAAGCCAACCAGUCAAAGAUCUCAGCAGUCAGCAAGCUCCUGCUGGCAAGUCCCAAGGCACGCAGCCUGUCUGCCUCUGCCACUAAAACGCUCAGCUUCUCAACCAAGUCCCUGCCUCAGUCUGUAGGGCAGAGCUCCAGUUUGCCUCCGAGUGGCAAGAACAUGUCCUGGUCAACUCAGUCCCUCAGCAGAACCCGGGGCUCCAGCCUUGCUUCCAAGUUGCCCCUCCGGGCUGUCAAUGGGCGGAUUUCAGAGCUGCUCCAAGGGAGUGCCAGUGCCAGGGGCUUACAGCUGCGGGGGAGCUCGGAGGCAGAUGACCGUGGGGGCCUUCCUGGAGACGAGAAGCCAGCUGUGCACAUACUGCCUUCGCCUUACAGCAAGAUCACCCCCCCUCGGAAACCUCACCGCUGCAGCAGUGGUCAUGGGAGCGACAACAGCAGCGUGCUGAGCGGGGAGCUGCCUCCCGCCAUGGGGAAAACAGCCCUCUUCUACCACAGCGGGGGGAGCAGCGGCUACGAGAGCAUGAUGAGGGACAGCGAGGCGACGGGCAGUGCCUCUUCAGCACAGGACUCCACGAGUGAGAACAGCAGCUCUGCCAGCAGCAGGUGCCGAAGCCUCAAAAACCCAAAGAAACGAUCAAAUGCAGGUUCACAGAGGCGGAGGCUUAUUCCAGCUUUAUCCCUUGAUACAGCUUCCCCAGCAAGGAAGCCUGCCAACAGCCCUGGGGUCCGCUGGGUGGAUGGGCCCCUGCGAAGUGGGCAGAGGGGGCUGGGAGAGCCCUUCGAGAUCAAAGUCUAUGAGAUAGAUGAUGUGGAGAGGCUCCAGCGGCGCCGAGGCGGGGAUAGCAAGGAGGUGAUAUGUUUCAAUGCCAAGUUGAAAAUCCUGGAGCAUCGCCAGCAGAGAAUUGCUGAGGUCAAGGCCAAGUAUGAGUGGUUAAUGAGAGAACUGGAGGUGACAAAACAGUACCUGAUGCUGGAUCCUAACAAAUGGCUCAGUGAAUUUGAUCUAGAGCAGGUAUUCGAUCUGGAUUCUUUGGAAUACCUGGAGGCCCUGGAAUGUGUGACUGAGCGUUUGGAAAACCGUGUCAACUUCUGCAAGGCCCAUCUCAUGAUGAUCACCUGUUUUGACAUCACCUCUAGACGCCGAUGAAAGUAUGAACCUCAAGAGAAUGUCAGUGUGCAUCUCUGCCAUCCUCCGGUUCCCUU